AUGUCUGAACGAAACAACAAAAAACUUCCACCCACGGAAGCUCCUGUGCCACCAUUCGGUAAACCAGGGAACCAAGGUUCACAUAUAGACAGACGAGCUCUCCGUCAUGAAAACUUCCUCUGCAACAUUGCAGAUGCUAUCGUUCCCUCAGGUCUCUUCAGAGAUCAUAAUAAGCACCGCCGCGAUACGGCCUACAAAUCUGGGGAUUUCAAAAAGGCUGAAGUUGACGUCAAAGAUGAAGAAGAUGAUUGGGUCAACCUUACGGAUAAGACUACCAAGUCUGGCCCUAUUCAAAUCACUCCUCGUGCUUCCAACUCACCGGAGCGCUCUAGAGUGAUGACUAAGCCUCAACCUACCAGUCCCGGAUUCGAGCAAGCUAGACUCAGCGCGAGAUCUUUUGAAAAUGCGAGUGUUGCUUGGGCUAUCACCAGUGAUACUGAUUUAACUCCUGCAGUGGUUGGUCAGCCUGAUAAUUCCAAGUUCGUGCUUCGCCGAUACGAUAUCCGCGAUCCUACCAAAAUCGAGAAGAAGCGAAUUGAAUUGCAUAUUGAUGAGUUUGACUGGAAUAAUAAGGAACAUGUUGGUAGACUUAACAAGGCUCGUCGACAGUGGGAGAUUAACACUCUAGAGUCUAAUCCUCAGACUAGUGGGAAGUCUCGAGUUACUGUUGAUGGUAGGGACUCGCCAUUUGAUAUUUCGGCUGGAUCAUGGUCAUUGGGCGAGGAAGAGGAGGAGGAGGAGGAUGAUCUAAGACUAAAUUGA
Sclerotinia sclerotiorum 1980 UF-70 is the source of this 762-nucleotide messenger RNA. RefSeq lists its product with no specific name. The record is from RefSeq and is a predicted model, not a curated record. Lineage: Eukaryota; Fungi; Ascomycota; Leotiomycetes; Helotiales; Sclerotiniaceae. The coding region runs from base 1 to 762 and encodes 253 amino acids. The transcript is spliced from 2 exons.